Messenger RNA from Penicillium riverlandense, 1152 nucleotides. RefSeq lists its product as uncharacterized. The record is from RefSeq and is a predicted model, not a curated record. Gene Ontology annotation, molecular function: DNA-binding transcription factor activity. The coding region runs from base 1 to 1152 and encodes 383 amino acids. The transcript has a single exon. NCBI's taxonomy places the organism in Eukaryota, Fungi, Ascomycota, Eurotiomycetes, Eurotiales, Aspergillaceae. Gene Ontology annotation, biological process: regulation of DNA-templated transcription.
AUGGGGAGACACAACAGGGGACGAGCGGCGCAGUGGGAUAGUAUGGCGCGGGUGGAAGAGCUGGAGAGUGAUGAAGAAGAGGCUGACGAGGCGGAGUAUCAGCGGGAGUUGGUGCGCAGUGGCCGGUUGCCGUACAUGCGACAGUUGGAGUAUGGGGGUCGGGGAGCACGGCGGCGGCUGGCAGACCACGAUGAAAUGAAUGACGAAACCCAAUCGGUGGUCGACGGGGCGGACUAUGACUUGUAUGAUCACGGAGACAGCACGGUGUCCUACGCGGUUCAACUCGCAAUGCGGGACAAGGAGGAUCAACUGGUGGAGAAGGCGCUGGAGCGGAUUCGCCGCGCGCAGAUGAUGGGGAAGAAGAAUGUCAAGUUGUCGCAACGGGAGUUGGACGCUCUGGAGCGCAAGCGUCUACAGACGGACGGAACUCGACGCCCAAAGAACUCGAAAAAUCCCGCCCUUCCAGCGGCCGGACGACCGAAUUCCCGUCGCAACACAGUGGUAGCUCCGCCUGAGCAGCCAACGGGCUAUCCACCCUUUGCGCCUGAUGCCCAGGGGAUGUGGCCAUGGGGAGCAGGCGCCGCGCACGGCCGGCCGACGAGCUCAUCUUCUGCUCCGCGACCACGGACCCCAACGACGCACUCCCUCCGCCCCCAGCAGUCCAACUCGCCCCUCCGACCUACAUACCCACCGUAUCUUUCCAACGGCCGUUCGCAGUCAAUGCCUCAGCAUCAUAUGUAUGCGCGGCCACUACCAGACGAUCCUCAAUGGGCUCCGCCGUACUUCAAUCCCGCGUCGAUGGACCCAUACGCCGCCGACGUGCCCCAAUACCCGCCGUCCGUACCCUCCGAUCUUCGAGUUGGACCCAGGAAUCGGACGAGCUACCCUCCUGAUUAUCAUUCUCAUCAUCGGGCUUCCAUGGACGGCCGCCAGUCCCGGGGAGCGCGGCCAGCUCCAUCGGAGACCGAGUCGGAGGAGUCCAGCAGCGAAGAGGAAGGCGAGGAAGAGGAGACCCCCAGCAGUGAUGAGGAGGAGGAAGAAGAAGAGGAUGAAGUGCAGGUGGUGAAGGUGGUUGAGCGCCGAGGUCCGUCCGGCUUCCAGCGGCCUGUCUCUGGCAAUCGCCGUGGGCGAGGACGACGGGCCGGUCGUUGA